Thunnus maccoyii (southern bluefin tuna) is the source of this 1914-nucleotide messenger RNA. RefSeq names its product tripartite motif-containing protein 16-like. Gene Ontology annotation, molecular function: protein binding. The transcript is spliced from 2 exons. The record is from RefSeq and is a predicted model, not a curated record. Lineage: Eukaryota; Metazoa; Chordata; Actinopteri; Scombriformes; Scombridae. The coding region runs from base 272 to 1861 and encodes 529 amino acids.
AAAGCACCCAGUAUCCCUUUAAAUCAGUGCUUGAUAACUCCUCCCUCUUCUUCCUGCUCUCAAACACAACAAGCUCCACUCUGUUCUCAUAUUUCCUUGUUCGCUCCCCUUCAGAUCUACAGUUUGGAGAUGAGUGUAGCCAACAUGUAAUGUAGUACAACAGCUGCAGGCUGCAUUCACUGCAGUAACACAUGUUGUUUAGAUCAGAGGUCAAACUUGUUCACCUUCUAAGGGAGUGAAACUCAGACAGUCGUUGCCACUGAAAGGUAAAAUGGCACAAAGAGGAGUUCAGCUGGACCGAGAAAACUUCUCUUGUUCGAUCUGUUUGGAUCUACUGAAGGAUCCGGUGACUAUUCCCUGUGGACACAGCUACUGCAUGAACUGUAUUAAAAGCUUCUGGGAUGAAGAGGACGAGAAGAAAAUCCACAGCUGCCCUCAGUGCAGACAGACCUUCACACCGAGGCCUGUCCUGGUGAAAAGCACCAUGUUAGCAGAUUUAAUGGAGGAGCUGAAGAAGACUGGACUCCAAGCUGCUCCUGCUGAUCACUGCUAUGCUGGACCUGAAGAUGUGGCCUGUGAUGUCUGCACUGGAAGGAAGCUGAAAGCCCUCAAGUCCUGUCUGGUGUGUCUGGCUUCUUACUGUGAGAAACACCUCCAACCUCAUUAUGAUGCAGCUCCAUUAAAGAAACACAAGCUGGUCGACCCCUCCAAGAAGCUCCAGGAGAACAUCUGCUCUCGCCACGACACAGUCUCAGCUGCAGCAGAAAGGACUGAGAGGCAGAGAGAGCUCGAGGUGAGUCGACAAAACAUCCAGCAGAGAAUCCAGGACAGAGAGAAAGAUGUGAAGCUGCUUCAACAGGAGGUGGAGGCUGUCAGUCGCUCUGCUGAUAAAGCAGUGGAGGACAGUGAGAAGAUCUUCACUGAGCUGAUCCGUCUCAUCCAGAAAAGAAGCUCUGAUGUGAAGCAGCAGAUCAGAUCCCAGCAGGAAACUGAAGUGAGUCAAGUCAAAGAGCUUCAGGAGAAGCUGGAGCAGGAGAUCACUGAGCUGAAGAGGAAAGACGCUGAACUGAAGCAGCUCUCACACACAGAGGAUCACAACCAGUUUCUACACAACUACCCCUCACUGUCACAACUCAGUGAACCUACAGACUCAUCCAGCAUCAAUAUCCGUCCUCUGAGAUACUUUGAGGAUGUGACAGCGGCUGUGUCAGAGCUCAGAGAUCAACUACAGGACAUCCUGAGGGAGAAAUGGACAAACAUCUCACUGACAGGGACUGAAGUGGACGUUUUACUGUCAGAAGCAGAACCCAAGACCAGAGCUGAGUUCUUAAAAUAUUCACGUGAAAUCACACUGGAUCCAAACACAGCAAACACAGAGCUGUUAUUAUCUGGUGGGAACAGAAAAGCAGUGCGAAUGAAACAACAACAGUCUUAUUCUAGUCACCCAGACAGAUUCACUGUAUAUUGUCAGGUCCUGAGUAGAGAGAGUCUGACUGGACGUUGUUACUGGGAGGUGGAGUGGAGAGGAAUAGGAGUUUGUGUAGCUGUCGCAUACAAGAAUAUCAGCAGAACAGGAGACUGGAAGGAAUGUGGAUUUGGAUGUAAUGACAAAUCUUGGGUAUUACGUUGUGACGCUAACAGUUAUAUAUUUAGGUUCAACAACAUCCAAACUCUCGUCUCAGGUCCUCGUUCCUCCAGAGUAGGAGUGUACCUGGAUCACAGAGCAGGUAUUCUGUCCUUCUACAGCGUCUCUGAAACCAUGACUCUCCUCCACAGAGUCCAGACCACAUUCACUCAGCCUCUCUAUGCUGGACUUUGUGCUUUUUAUGGAGCCACAAGUGAGUUCUGUAAACUCAAAUAGACAGAAGUCAUUUCAGACUUCAUGUGUCAGAUUCUUUGUUGUAAUUCUUCAUG